Messenger RNA from Protopolystoma xenopodis, 432 nucleotides. Lineage: Eukaryota; Metazoa; Platyhelminthes; Monogenea; Polystomatidea; Polystomatidae. The record is from the annotation of a GenBank genome assembly.
UCAACCUACCCAUUCUUCGGUGGUGCCAACACCCAAGAAUUGUCCCUACCUCACAUCGAUUGGUCAGAUCUUGGCCGGAUCGGACCAAUCGGGCGAGAGGAGGUAGGGAGAACUCCUGAGGAGGCAUUGACGUGGGCAUUUUCCAGUUGUCCAAGUCUCCGCCCACUCGACCUUCCGUUGGUCCCUGUGGGCACGAAUGAUGCUUGCAUCUCGCCCUCUCCACCUCGGCCGGCCAAUCAGCUUUCGCGCCAGCCGGUCUAUUGCCCAGCUCAUCAGCCCAUGCCGGCUCGUUUUGACGUCACUUUUAUCCUCUGCCAGGAUUGGCCUAAAACCGCCAGACGUCCGAAUCCCUUCGAGGCCGGCCUCGAAUUGGCCAAAUUGGAGCUGGCCAAGUUGACGCGCUACUUCUCCGAGAGUGGCAGCGGACGCUGA